AUGGACCUCCACGCGAACACCAACUUUAUGCAGGCCGUCUAUCGAGCCGAGAUGAAGACAGAGGAAUACGUCUACAUUCUGCCUUGGUUGUCUCAUAUCAACGAUCAUCACCCCUGGGAAGCAACCACCGUAGACAAACAAGAAGUAAAGGCUGCUUAUGAGAACACGAUGAUCAUCACCGCCCACGGCUACGACGCGAAAUUCUUCGACGAUUUUCAAGAGAAAUUUAUUAAGACGACUGGGAUGCUGGCUACACACUAUGCCACCCUGGCCUAUAUGACGUUAUACGAUGCUCUCUUCCUGUACGGCCUGGCGUUGAGGGAUGCGUUCGAAGAUACCGGGGAUUAUGAUGUACACUUCAAUGGGUCGUACAUAUGGGAGAAGAUGACGAAUCGACAAUUUAUGGGCGUAACAGGGCUGGUGUUGAUGAACAACAAAGCAAUUCGUGUCCCUUCAUAUGCUACAUAUCAUACCUCGAAUGGUAGCUUACGGAUCGUCGUCGAGCUCGAGGCCAAGCUCGGCGAGCGCGACAAGUGCAAUUCGAACUUGGAAUUGUGCUCGGAACAUGUAGCCCACGAGGUGGUACAGUUCUAUUGGAACAGCCAUAAUGGCCAACUACCUCAAUCCAGUACCGUCCUGUGGUUUUACAGGAGCCGAUUG
Molecule: messenger RNA, 660 nt
Organism: Mesorhabditis spiculigera
Lineage: Eukaryota; Metazoa; Nematoda; Chromadorea; Rhabditida; Rhabditidae
Source: the annotation of a GenBank genome assembly